This is a messenger RNA of Nematostella vectensis (starlet sea anemone), 1718 nucleotides long. Its product is annotated as melatonin receptor type 1B-B. Gene Ontology annotation, biological process: G protein-coupled receptor signaling pathway. The transcript has a single exon. Gene Ontology annotation, cellular component: membrane. Bases 641 to 1576 code for a protein of 311 amino acids. Gene Ontology annotation, molecular function: G protein-coupled receptor activity. The record is from RefSeq and is a predicted model, not a curated record. NCBI's taxonomy places the organism in Eukaryota, Metazoa, Cnidaria, Anthozoa, Actiniaria, Edwardsiidae.
CUAGGCAGCACAUGGGUUUGAAUGGAAAAUUUCAUUAUUACUUGUCGAAAGUUUAACUGCCUGGUAAGCAAUCCUAUUGUAUUAUGAGCGACAAGACUUCGGUAAUUUGCGACUUUUUGAUCAUUAUCGUGUUCAAGCUGUGCCAUAAUUGCAUAUUGGCCCAUGCCAAGUUGAAAUUUUUUCCUUGUGAAACUCUUUUCAUUUUGCACAUUGACUCUGACAAGACAGCGGCUGUUAAUUGAUGCGCAAGCAAUUUUGUACGUCAAUACUUUCAACUUUCUCCAUAUCCUCGAGAAAAGAGACACUAUAGUAAAAUAGAAUUCUAAACACUGAAUUCUGUGGAGAGAGGGAUUUAGUGUUUGAUCGAAGAGAGGAAAUUUUAUAGAACGCGGUUAGAAAAAGGCUUGGCUGGAGGCCUUUAAAAACCUCGGAUUCAAAUUUACUUUGAAGAAAUUGGGCCUAAAGAAGUUAACGCAAACUAUUCUGAAUUCGACGCGAAAGAGAUACCAACAGAAAAACCUUUGCAAAGAAAAGAUACUUAACACAAGAAGUGACACAAACGUCUUUAAUAUUUUAUAGUAAAACAAGCGUAAGUCUUGACUUAUAAACCUGAACUUGGUGACCAGUUAGCCUUUUCGUCAUGAACAAAACAAAGGAACUUUACUCGGGAGAAAUCGAAUCUAGGACGAAGGGCGAAGUUGUGUUAGAGACCCUAGCAACGAGUGUGAUCUGCAUCAUGGGAAGCCUUGGCAAUUUCGUCACACUUCUCAUCAUCUACAAGAACCCUCGACUCCGCACUCCAACUAACCUCCUCAUCGCCUCGCUUGCCUUUUCGGAUUUCUCUCUAGCGACUUUCCUGGGCAUCCCGUUAUACAUCGCCACCGUCGCCUCGUUCAGGUUCCCGUUUCCAGCGUCCGUUUGCCAGUUCGAGGGUUUCGCUAUCAUUGUCAUGAUCGUUGCUUCUAUUCAGACGGUGGCGUGGACCGCGGUGAAUCGGUUCUACCGUGUUGUAAGACCUACCAACUAUUCGCGCAUCUUCACCAUUCAGCGUACCUCAGCCAUCGUGGUGUUCGUAUGGACGCUAUCCUUGCUUACGCCAAUACCUUACUUAUGCACCGGCGAGCUAUUUGUAUUCAACCCCGGCAAAGGAAUCUGCUUCGUGAAGCCGGAUUUGGACCCCAUGUCUACCACAAUUGUGUUUAUUGUCACCGGCUUUCCAAUCACUGUGACAUUGUAUUGCUAUUUCCGAGUCUUCCUGAAGGUGCGACAGCACAACUCUCAAGUGAGUCAAAGUGCUGUGAGUGCAGAUGAGAUACGCGUCACCAAGCUUCUCUUCGUUAUCGUGUUCGUGUUCAUGUCUUGCUGGACGCCAAUCGUCGCGGUGGAAGUGAUUGAUUAUUAUCAUGCCCGUUGGGUCUUGCCUCGCUGGGUUUACAUUGCGUACAGUUUCCUUGGGCUAAUUUCCAGUGCUGUGAACCCCCUGAUCUACGUUACGCUCAAUAAGCAAUUUAGGGGGGAGUAUCUUACCGUGUUGCGACCUUGUUUUCGUAAGAUGAAUGUGGUUAGCGUGCUGUGAAUCACGCAGUUUUGGCCUAUCUGUGGAGGGACCAGAACAAUGGAUUCUUUUCCCUCAAAAUAAUGACAACGAACAAUGCGACUGGAUAAUAAGUUGCUACAUGCUAUUUCAACUUGAAAGGGGGCUUAAGCUUACUUAGAGA